AUGUCGAGGCGCAAGCAAGCUAAGCCACAGCAAAUUAAUUCCGAUGAGCCCGGUUCGUCAGAAAAUGGUGAGUUUCUGGAUUGAUAAAUUACUUUUAGAAAGAGUCGCGCGGGGUUACAUUUAUACAAUUUUGCAAGAUAUCAACAGAAUAAUUGGAAAGUGAUACAAUGUUUCUCCUCGCACUUUGACCUGGCUGGAUCAUGACCCUUGGAACUGACCACGCUUUUUCAUGAAUAAACCUGCGAGUUGAAGAUUUCAACUCGUUUUUUUUUGUUGCCAAAAUAGGCUACAGUUGUUCACUUUUUGAAAUUGUAUGAGUUUCUUAAUUGGAAACGUUUGAUCGGUUUGACCAACUGAUUAAGCAAUUGCAUUUUAUUUGUCAGUGAGCCAGAAGCCCACUUUAAACGACACUGCCUUUCAACUUUUCUCUAAUUUAAGUUACUUUUUCAAAAUGUACCUAUGGAAUACGAAACGGGAAUAUCUGGGUGAAAAUCACAAACGUGAUUAUUGCUGUAGGUUAUUUGAUUAUCUGAUUGUUUCGUUGGCUAUCUUUUAGAAUAUCACCUUUUUUUAAACUUUUUUUGUUGUUUUUUUACACAAAAGCAGUCUUAUGAUUUUAUAGGCCUAAUUGAACAACUAUCCAUUUUGGGCAUUCGUUUUAGAUGUUAUUGCAUGUGGUGUUUGUCUUUCAUUAUGACUAGCCUACUAAUAUGAUUGCACUGUAGGUUUUCUUUAGCUUUCCAUCAUUAUGUAGGUGUAUAUGGAAUAUAUUUGAUGUGGUGUGUUAGGUGGCAAUUUUUAAACAAAGGUGUCGGACAGUAUGAAAUGUGACUCAGGAGUAAACUGACCUGAAGGCAAUAAAUCCCCCAGUUUAACGCAUGACUGUUUUCUUUCCUACAUAUGUGGAGAGGUGGGGGAUGGACGGAGCGUUAGUGGUAGGUUUGUAGGCAAGCAAGGGGUGGGGGUGCGGCUUGUGUUGCCAUAUGUAAGCCAUAGUAAUGAACAUAACCUUUUAUGAAUGAUUAUUUUUCAUUUACAUUUUAGUCAGAGCGACUUACAGUUAGUGAAUACAUACAUUAUUAUGAUUAUUUUUUUCAUACUGGCCCCCCGUGGGAAUCGAACCCACAACCCUGGCGUUGAGCUACAUCCCUCAGCCUACUGAUGGCACUUACACGUAGACCGCCUUGAUUGGGAGAGUGCAGAUGUGCUAUGACUUGUCGGAGAUUCUUUGAUCUGAGAAUUGUCACUCGGGCUCCCGAGUUGCGCAGCAGUCUAAGGCACUGCAUCUCAGUGCUAGAGGCGUCACUACAGACCCUGGUUCGAUUCCAGGCUGUAUAAUAAUCCGGCGGUGAUUGGGAGUCCCAUAGGGCGGAGCACAAUUGGCCCGGCGUAGUCCGGGUUUGGCAGUCAUUGUAAAUAAUAAUUUGUUCGUAACUGACUUGCCUAGUUAAAUAAAAAAUAUGUUCUGUUUGAUACAAUGUAUCAAUGUACUCUCAUUGAUAAGUGGCAAACUGGCAACCCCUGUGUGGUUUCACCUCGUGCCAUAUUGAACUAUGAGACUAGAUGAUCUGAUAGAAUUUAUGCGCCACCAAGUGGUUAUAUGAGUGGAGGGACACGUUGUGAAGUCAAUCUUUUCUGAUCUUUGUUUUAAAUAUUAAUUGAAUAUCCCGAUUUUAAUCGAAGUUGUUUUUUUCUAGAAACGGGUUUUUCUCUCAUUUUGUAGGUUGUAGGUUAAUUGCGUCUUUUUCAUAAUCGACCACUUUUGCAUAGUGAUUGAUAAGGUAACGUUCUCCUCCCGCUGCCUACUGCGUUAUUAUGCACUGAAACAUUGGCAACUUCUUUGACAAUGAACGGAUUCUGAAUAGCCUACCUACAAUGUAAUUUGCAACUUUUUCACCCGACCCCACUGAGCGAUUAGCAAACCCAGCAACAAUUGGGUUAGAAGAAUGCAGACAGGCGGUCUAACCCCCCACAGUCGAGAGUACAUUAGCAUUUGACAAUGCGACUGGUUGUUAAAUGGCCUCGGGUGGGCAGACACAUUUAAAAUGAUCACUUUAGGAUUUAUACCGGUUCACGUGUUCCAUUUUGUAAAAAUGUUGCUCGUAUUACUUUGCAUGUAAAUGAGAACUUGAUAUGCCCUCCUGUAGCUCAGUUGGUAGAGCAUGGCGCUUGCAACGCCAGGGUUGUGGGUUCGUUUCCCACGGGGGACCAGUGUGAAAAAUGUAUGCACUCACCAACUGUAAGUCGCUCUGGAUAAGAGCGUCUGCUAAAUGACUAAAAUGUAAAUAUGCGGGCGAUUUUCCCUGAUCUUUUCUGGGUGUGAAAGUUAGAAAGACAAAUCAAUUGGUGUGAAGCAACUGCCCUGACUGGGCAUAGGCAUAUGUAGUUUAUAUAACAUUUGUUGAUACAUUACAUUUAAGUGCCGGUUAUGUAGACUACAUGGUUGUUUAAUAGUUCGUUCACGCCUGCCCCUGUAUCAGUGCGUUAGCGAUGUCGACGAUGAGUAUAGCUAUGACGUGUCUCUUCUCUAACGCUGAACACAGAAACUGGGGCAGUUCAUACAGUACUUCCCAGACUUUAAUUAUUGUGGCAAAUUCGGACUGAUUAUUACAGGCCCACACAAUAUGAUAUGGGUUCACAUGUUAGCCAAUCCUUAUAAUAAAGUAUGAUUGCUAUAGGAAUGUAUUUCAGUUUCUAAAUCGAAAUGUGUCAGUAAAGCCAGGUUGCCCCUGUUUUUGUCUCAAAUCAGAUGUUGCCCUCUGCUGGCCCAGUUGUGCACUAAACCCUCAUGUUAGCAAUGCAUUGACUGGAAAUCUGAUUAAAUGCUUUUCAUGAAUGUAAGACUUUGAUUCAAGCUUUGCCCACCAAAAGCACAUACUUUCUAAUGUAGAUGAGCCCCAUUAGUUAUUGCAGUAUUUGAAUACAACCUUUAGUAUAGUUAAAAUGCAUUUGUGUGUGUUUGACUGAAAUUAAAAAAUAUAAAUAAUUGAUUGAAUUUCAAUUCCAUGCCGAUAUGCGUAUGCUGGCUAUUUUAAAUUAUAUCCAGACUCUAAUGAAUUUAUACUUUGUGAAUUUAGUUGGUUUUUGUUAUUUAAUGGUGGUUUUAACCUGAUUGCCCUGCUGAUUUUCAUUACAGGGGUUCUACAAGACGGUCAAACUGAAGAGGUUGGGAAUGAGGCAAAGAGGUUUCGAAUGGACACGACGAAGGUCUGCACCAAAUGCUGUGCUGAAUUCUUCGACGAGGCUGAAUUUCUCGAACAUCAGAAUAAUUGCACUAAAAGUCAUGAGGCAGUCAUCAUGAAAGAUGGAGCGAGGAGAGAAGUACCAGAAGAGUUCUCACAAGGAGACUCCCCUGGUGACUUCAAGAAUGACCACAAUGACUGCCAGCCCAGCAGUAAUUCUCUGUCAAAGUCCAAUGCAGAGUCUAUGGAAAGGAUGGAGGAUGAGGAAGGACCUAAAUUAAAUGGUGAGGAACAACCAUCCAAACAAGACCAGGUAGAGAUGUCUGACAGUCCCAGGCCUGAGAUGAGUCACCAUCAGCACCAGGCCUCAUCCAAACUCCAAGAUUCAAAUGUCACCUUGGAGUCCAUGCCUGGCACCAAAGUGGCCGUCACUCAGCAUUCAUCGAACAGUGGUUUGAACAACCGCAAGUCUCCACAGGCCUCCCAGGAGGCCUUGCAGGCCAUCCCCAUGAUCCUGGAACAGCUGGUGGCCCUUCAGCAGCAGCAGAUCCAACAGAUCCAACUGACUGAGCAGAUCCGUAUCCAGGUGGCCAUGAUGGCUCCACAGAGCUUCCACUCGGCCAAAGGGACAGCAGUUGACCCCCUUAAAGCCCUAGGAGCUCACCUCUCCCAGCAGCUCUCUGCUGCAGCAGCCCUGAUCAGUAAGAGGACCGGCCGCCAGAGUCUCUCGCUAGAGUCCCUCAAACAGGGCAAACUACCACAGUCCAACGGCAUCCCCACCUCACUGGCUGGAGGCAUGGGGCCGAUGCCCUUCAAAGCAGAUAUGUUGAAGGGGCUCCCAGACCUGGCCAACCGCCUACCAGCGUUACUGCCUCAAUCACCAGGCUCCAUGGCUUUCCAAAGUCCCUUCACUGGCCUCUCAUCAGGGUUGGAUCCCUCUAAGAAAGUAAAGAGCAAGAUCCCAAACAUGCCUGAGUCUAAAAACGGGUCUGGUGGCGACAGCAUGUACAAACACAAGUGUAAGUACUGUGGGAAAACCUUUGGGAACGACAGCGGGCUCCAGAUCCAUUUGCGCUCGCACACUGGAGAAAGACCGUUUAAAUGUAACAUCUGCGGAAACCGCUUCACAACCAAAGGAAACCUUAAAGUGCAUUUCCAGAGACACAAGGAGAAGUACCCUCAUAUCAGGAUGAACCCACACCCUGUGCCAGAACACCUUGACAACAUUCCCACCAGCAGCGGUAUCCCGUACGGCAUGUCAAUGCCCAUUGAAGAGUCCAACAUGGUGGAAAUGAAGCCAAUGCUUGGCAUCCCAUCUCCAGGUUUCCACCCAUCAGCACUGCAGGGGUUCAAGCCUUCGUUUGAUGGUUUCAGGAGCGACCCGUUCUCCCAAAGACCGUCAUCAUCAGGAAGUGAUGGAGCAUCAAUUUCCUCAAACAUGUUCAAUCACGAAAUGGGCUCUGAUCAGAACCACCAGGUAUCUAAAGAGCUAAUGGGAGCACUGCAUCACAUGAACGGCAAAGACCUUCCCGGCGAACCCGACGGCUCUGAAACUGCCAAAUUACAGCAGAUGGUGGAUGGGCUGGAAAAGAGGACCAAUGACCCAAACGAGUGCUACAUCUGCCACCGGGUGCUCAGCUGCCAGAGCUCCCUGAAGAUGCAUUACCGUACACACACGGGUGAGCGGCCCUACAAGUGUAAGAUAUGCGGCCGUGCCUUCUCCACCAAGGGCAACCUCAAAGCUCAUUACAGUGUCCAUCGGGCCAACACGCCCCUCAAGAUGCAGCACUCCUGCCCCAUCUGCCAGAAGAAGUUCACCAAUGCUGUGGUUCUCCAGCAGCACAUCCGCAUGCACAUGGGAGGCCAGAUCCCCAACACCCCCAUGCCAGAGACCCAGUUCGAGGCCUCUGAAGAAAUGGACUCUUCUCUGCCCGACGAGAAGUCCAUGGACAUCAACGACUUUGAUGAGAGCAUGGAAGACCAAUACACAGAUCUUGACUCUCAGGAGAAGCCAAGCGACACCUCAGAUUCUCUCCCACCAGCUGCGUCUGAGGAACCACGCCAGCCUCAUCAUGCUCCUCCAUCCUCCGUGUUCUCCAGCAUAGCUGCUCUGGAGAACCACAUGAAGAACCUCACCUCAGCUCUCAACCUGCAGCGCCAAAGCAGCACCGCUUCAGAGAGUGACGGCGUGCCCCCCAAAGAGGCCCCCUCAGCCUCUGAGAGCCUCCGGGAGCAAGAGUACCAGAGCGGCCGCAGCCCCGCCAUCUCCGACUCUGUCUCUUUCCACUCCUCAUCCCCAGUCUACAGCCAUGUGGGCAGCAGCAAGUCAAAGUCCCCAGAGUUAGCCUUCCCUGAGGAUUACACCCGGAACAGGCCUAAACCAGACUCUGAUGGCGGCUCUCAGGAUGCCAGUGAGUCCAAUGGCGCUCUGGACCUGACGGCACCCAGCUUCACCCCUAAAACCAUAAAAGAAGAGCCUGGCCUGUACUUCACUAAUGGAGAGUAUGGUAAGUGUUUAAACCCCUUUGUUUAGAAUGUGCUGUAUUGUAAAUCAAUGGCAUUCUCUGAAUGGUUUUAAGAGUAGGCUGACUGGGAGUAAUCUUUGAGUAUUGUUUAUUUACUGGAAUCUUCUCCUUCUCAACAGCUCCCAGCCAUUUGCCUCCUUUCAUGAGGGUGCCCUCCAGUCUGGUCCAACUGGAGAUGCAGAUUCCGCCAGAGAGCUCAAUGGGCAUGAGCUCUCUAUUUGUCUCUCAGAUGCCCCAGGGAGCGGGAGGGCAGCCACGGGACAGCUCUAGUGCUCCCCGUAGAUCCAGCAAGCAGCACCUGUGUAACUCCUGUGGCAAAAACUUCUCCUCUGCCAGCGCCCUGCAGAUCCAUGAGAGGACCCACACUGGAGAGAAGCCCUUCGGCUGCACCGUCUGUGGCAGGGCCUUCACCACUAGAGGCAACCUCAAGGUAAGGCUGUCUUUCAUAGAAGAUACAUGCUAUAAAAGCCUCCAUCUUUCAUAGACUCUGUGGUCUGGUAUGAUACUUUUGUAAUGUAUAUGCAACAAAAAAUGAGGUAUUUUUAACAGUAAUUUUCUGUAGUAAUCCAUUCUGGAUCACGCUUUUAUGAAUAUUGGCACUAUUUUCUUGAUGUGUAUUCUAUCUAUAUUUGUUUUAGGUGCAUGUUACAACUCACAUGUGGAACAGCUCUGCGAGGCGCGGCCAGCGCCUCUCUCUGGACAACCCCAUGGCCCUGAUAGCCAUGAGCUCAGAGUCUGGCAACAUGAUGCCAGAGAUGAUGCCACCUCCCAAGGAACAGGGUCCUCCUCAGCCAAUGAACUUCGACCAGUCUCUGUGGAACCAGUAUGCUGCUGCUUUCACCAACGGCCUGUCCAUGAAGACUAACGAGAUCUCUGUGAUCCAAAAUGGUGGUAUGCCUGGUAGCCUGGCCGGUGGUCCUCUGGUCCGCUCGACUGGAGGCCUGAUGAAAAUGGAUGGGUCCCACUCUGGCCUGCCUGCCACCAUGGCAGAGAUGGAGAAGAAUGGCUCAGAGAGCGUGGCCAAAUCUCAGUUCCUACAUUUCAUGGAGGAAGGGAAAAUUGCAGUGAACUAG
This is a messenger RNA of Coregonus sp. 'balchen', 6780 nucleotides long. Lineage: Eukaryota; Metazoa; Chordata; Actinopteri; Salmoniformes; Salmonidae. The record is from the annotation of a GenBank genome assembly.